This is a messenger RNA of Serinus canaria (Common canary), 7346 nucleotides long. RefSeq names its product zinc finger DHHC-type palmitoyltransferase 15 (gene ZDHHC15). Gene Ontology annotation, cellular component: Golgi apparatus; endoplasmic reticulum. Gene Ontology annotation, molecular function: protein-cysteine S-palmitoyltransferase activity. The transcript is spliced from 12 exons. The coding region runs from base 20 to 1120 and encodes 366 amino acids. Gene Ontology annotation, biological process: peptidyl-L-cysteine S-palmitoylation; protein targeting to membrane; synaptic vesicle maturation. The record is from RefSeq and is a predicted model, not a curated record. NCBI's taxonomy places the organism in Eukaryota, Metazoa, Chordata, Aves, Passeriformes, Fringillidae.
CGGCGCUGAGGGCGGCGGGAUGGCGCUGUGGCGGGGGCUGCGCUGCUGCCGCCGCGCCUUCGCCUGGCUGCCCGUGCUGCUCAUCGCGCUGCUCCUGCUCUGGUCCUACUACGCGUACGUCUGCGAGCUCUGCCUCGUGACUGUGACCAACCCUGUGGAGAAAGUGGCCUAUCUUGUAGUAUUCCAUAUUCUCUUUGUGCUCUUUGUGUGGACAUAUUGGAAGUCUGUUUUCACUCUCCCAAUACAACCAGGCAAAAAGGAGCAGGAGGUAAAAACGUUUCCAAGUUCAGCUGUGUUUGAAAGGCUCCGUGCUGCCCGUGCUGAGUGCUCCUCUGGUGCCCUCUGCUUGCAGUUCCACAUGUCCUACGCUGACCAGGAGCGCUACGAGAACGAGGAGAGGCCCGAGGUGCAGCGGCAGAUCCUCGCCGAGAUCGCCAGGAAGCUGCCGGUGUACACGAGGACAGGGAAUGGAGGGAUUCGGUUCUGUGACAGAUGCCAGCUGAUCAAACCUGACCGUUGUCACCACUGCUCUGUUUGUGCCAUGUGUGUGCUAAAAAUGGAUCAUCACUGUCCAUGGGUGAAUAACUGCAUUGGAUUUUCUAACUACAAAUUCUUUCUACUGUUCUUAGCCUAUUCUUUGUUGUAUUGCUUGUAUAUUGCUGCAACAGUCUUCAAGUAUUUCAUUAAGUAUUGGACAGGUGAGCUGACCAAUGGACGCUCCAAAUUUCACAUCCUUUUCCUUCUCUUUGUGGCAAUCAUGUUCUUUGUGAGCCUCAUGUUUCUGUUUGGCUACCACUGCUGGCUGGUCAGCAGGAACAGAUCCACUCUGGAGGCUUUCUCAGCUCCAGUGUUUCAAAAUGGCCCAGAUAAAAAUGGAUUCAAUCUUGGCUUUGUGAAGAAUCUCCAGCAAGUGUUUGGGGAAGAAAAAAAGCUCUGGUUGCUGCCUAUUGCCUCUAGCCAGGGGGAUGGACAUUUCUUCCCAAUGAGAACCUUGAGUGAAGCUCGGAACCCUCUCCUGACAAAUGAGGAGCAGUGGGAAGAGGAUGGAAUAGAUGAAGAGCCUCAGGUUCUUACAGGUUCUGGUGAAGCCUCAUCCCUUGCCAUAGAAAGGGAGACAUAGCAGUGUGAAAACACAGAGGUGUAAAGCUGGAUCAGAAAGCUUCCCUCUCAGGAGCCAACAUCCCUUCUCUUGGCAAGGACUUCAGUUUUGAGGGGCAGAAAACAGGUGGAUCUUCAAGAUGAGAAAACAUCCUGAAGUAUUGUCUGAUGGGAAUCUGCAUUCCAGAGCGCUUCUCCAGGAAUCCUGCUGUCCAGAUGUCCCAAGGCUUUAUAAAUUCAAGUUACAGAGUUAACAGAACAAUUUUACAGAGUGAUUGUGGCCAAUCUUCUUUGGCCUGCUCUCUUUAUUUUAUAAAUACUAUAUAUUUUUUAUUCCAAAUAGGUACAAAUGUUGAUGCGAGUGCGUUUCUGAAGGCCUUUUCAUUUUGCAAACAUCAGGGAUUCGAGCUCUUGAAAUUCUUCCAAGCCAUAAUAUUCUUGGGGAUGGUUAUUUAUUUUGAGGCUGAUUCUCCAACCUUCUCUGACAAGUGGCAUUUUCUCAUGUAUUUAAAUUCUGAGUGAGUUCAGCUCAAUGCAAGACAGACCCAGUUAAAUCUGGCACUAAAUUGGUAGCUGAAUGGAAGUGUUAAAAGCAAAAGUGCUGAACAUGCUCAUGUACAUGUGCAGCUGUGAGUGAAAAUAAAAUAUUCACAUUGCCAGUAUCAAGAUUCAAGAAUAUUGUGGCCAUAGAUUUUUUAAAAAACAUUUUUAGGGGGUGGUGUUAUUUUCCUUGAGUUUGGGUUAUAGUGCUUUUGCAUCCUACUUAGAGGCUUCUAAAAUGCAAAAGGGAACUUCAGACAGUCCAGUUUGCAUUAAUUCCUAGGGUUACAAUAUCAUCUCAUUCCUGGAUCAGUGUUUGAUGGAGAUUUGUGUGUUCAUGGAGGCAGAAAGGAAGAUGUGAAUUUGAAAUGUGCACUAAAAGUUUGGCUCCAAGAGUCAUGUUUGGAGUUACACUCCACAGGGGUGGCUUGAACCCCAAAAUGCUGAAGACACAAUUGGUAUAUUGAAUUUUUUCAGACUUCUUCCCAGCUCAGUGCACUGACUGGCUUCAGGGGUUUCUGCACUAAGAGGUGAUCAGAUUUGUUUCUGCAUUUUGCUGCAUUUACAGUCAAAGAGGUGUAUCCCUGAUGUUGUUCUGGGGAAUGGAACUGAGACUUGGCUGGCUGGAUUAUGGAUUUUUUCUAGACCUGAGUCCUUUUUUUAAACUGCAUGAUUCAGCCCAGUCCAUCAUUCUUGUUUGAAUUAGGUGCAUGCUAAAGUGUUGAUCUCUAAGAUCAUUUAGUACCAUUUUGUAUCCCAUUUUUGUGUUUGUUGAUCAGCCCACUGGUGUUGGCAGUGACUACAGGAGCAGCUGUGCAUGACAGGAGAAAGGAGCUGCUGAGUGAGUUUGGUGAUGGAGGCUUUGCCUACAGACUAAACCCCUUCUUCCUCUGUUCCUCUGCUUCUGCCGCCACAGGGAGUGUGUGUGUGAGCCAGGAGAGCCUUGCAGAGGUUCCUGCCCUAGGAGGAGGUGUUUCACUCCUGGCUGAUCCGUGCCCUGUGGGCAGGACUUUGUCCCUCAGCCUCUGCAGUUUGUGUGGAGCAAGCAGUGCUGACCUCCCUGGGGUCUCUCACUGCUGAAUUUGGUUGUGAGGGGCCAAGGUGGGCUGGCCCAGGCUCCUGUGGGUUUGUGUCUCUCCUCAGGGUGGCCCUGAACACUGAAAAUGUUCCUGCUUCAGCCACCUGAGCCCCAUCUGUUGAGGGGCUCUGUCACCAAAUGGCUGCUGAGUGCUGGAAGGGUUUUUCCUGUCAAUCUAAAGCUGCAUUUCUCAUGUAAAUCUGGUGUUGGACCUUGUGCUGUGUGUGAGGCAAGGUGGCAGCUGAAUUAAUCCCCUCAUUCCUGGCAAAAUGUGCUCUGAGGGGGAGCUUGAGAGGUUGAUGGCAGCUAAACACAGCCAGAAUUUAGCACCUACAGAGGUAUUACUUGUGCCUUUAAAAACUUUAAAGUCCUUGUAUAGAAAACCAGGAAGGUGAUUUGGUGACUUUGUUUCAUCCUGCCAGCUGAAGUGUAUUUUUGCAGAGAUUGUGUGGAUUUAGAGGAGUUUUCUGAGCAGGUUCUUGUGCCCUUCCUGGUCACAGCCCUGCCAUUAUUUGAGUUGUUUCUGUACCAGGCAGCAGCAGCAGAGCUGUGCAGGAGCUCCCCUGCCUCCUCCUGCUGCUGCACUGCUCAUUAGAGAGUACACAAAAUCAGGGUUUGUCUUCUCAUACUAAGGCAGAUAUCUUUAUGAUGGCACAGGCACCAAGCUCAGAUUGAGAAAGGGUUUUAAAUGUUUCCAAGUAACUUUUAUUCAGUCACUUUUCUUGUAAUUAAUUAUGAUCACCUCUUCCCUUUCCUUCAAAGCAGCUCAGCCUCCUGUGGUUGGAACAAACUCUUGUUAGAACAACACAAAGUUUAUCACUUCAGAGCCACUUCUCAAUAUCCACACAUCAGAUGCUGAAAGCUUAAUGAAAUGUGAAACAAACCCAAAAGUUGUGUAAAAUGAGGCAGAACAAAAUGGGAAAAACCCACAUGUCUGAGUGAGCAGCUCCAUUUUAUUCCCUUCUGCUCACUUAAGGUGAUAUCCUUAUUUUACCCCUGGCCUUUGUCCUUUUUAUGCUGAGUAAAUGCACUGGAAAACAAAAGUUCCUCAGGCUGCUGUGGUCACUCUGCAGGUGACAAAAGAGAGAAUAUUCAGCUCAGUGUGUGAUAGGUUUUUUUAACCUGCAAAUGGCUCUUCAGGGGUUACCCACUGCAGCACCUCCUUUGUUUUCCAUGCCCUGAUCCUCAUCCAGAGGCUCUCCACCAUCAUCACUGACUGUAAGGGCUGUAUCAUCAAAGCUGUCUCCUACCUGCCCUGCCUGCACCCUCCAUCCCAGCAUCCCAGGAGUGGGAUUGAUCCCCCCAGUCCCAUCAACACCAAGGACACUGCAGCUCUGGGAGCUGGCCAGUGACUCCAGCUCAUCCUGUGUGUAUCUCACACAGCCUGUGCUGGUGGCCCAGCAUUCCAGGUACACCCUGAGCCCUCCAUGUGCCAAAGUGUCCCCACUGGGAUUGCCACCAGUGUCACUGUCACCCUCUGGGUGUGUGCUGUAGGUGCAGCUCCAUUCAGGGAACCUGGAGAAUUAAGGUUUGAGUCUCAGAUCUGGUGCUGCUGUCAGUGUGGCUGUAGGGGCUGCUGAAGGUGUUCCACUCCAGCCUGGAGCAGUGUGGAGGUAGCAAGGGAACUGCCCCAACCCCCUCCAGGGGCUGCUUCCUCUGCUUAGCACUGGACCUGCACUACAGCCCUCUCAGCUAUGAGCAGCUCUUCCAAGUGAUGUCACCACGGGAAAAGAGGGAACUCUUGUUGGGCUUUACUGUGAUGCCUCCAUUGUUAUCCCUCUGCUCCUGGGUUCAUCCUCUAAAAUAACUGACCACUAACAGCCACCUCCUCACCUCCCCCCUUCUCUCCCAUUUCCAUUCAGGUACAAAAGCCCAGACAGAGCAUCAUACUGAUGUUUCUCUGUGUGCAAUUGUCCUAAGUCCAGCCCUGGGCCAGCAAGUCCUGCCCAAGGAACCUGGACUUGUGCAACCCUCACUGCACUGCCAGGUUUCUCUUGCUGAUUGGAAGGUUUGGAGUAGAAUGAUUUUGUUUUCCUUCAAGCAAGGAGCACUUCUGUAUGUUUGAGGAGGCUGUACCCAUUGUGUGUGGGGUGCAGUCCCUGGUGAGAAUCAGGAAGCUUCCAAAUCACACUAUGCAAUGAAUGUUUGCUUCCUGGGACAGACAGGAAUGGAUUCAGCAAAAUCCACACCAGCUGCAGCUCUGUAGUUCUAGAUGCUGGUCUGGACUGAAAGCACAACUUGAUGCAUAAAGUCUGUCAUGUGACAUGAAUGUAAAAUGUAAAGGGGGGGAGAAAUUACUAUUUUCCCCUGAAUUUAGCUAUGAAGAAUGAUGUACUGAGCAGUUACUCUGUGCAGAUCUGAGGCACUCGUGGAAGGGUUUAAUUAGCAGGGGAAGGAGCCACUGCUGACCUUGUUUAUUAAGCCAGAACUAAUUAACUCAAAAGGGUCAUGUUUUCAUUUCAGUGACUCCUGUGGUACAGAUUUCUGAAAUGGAUCCAUAGUACUUGAAAAUACCUCAAUUCUAUUGAUUUUUUUUUUUCCAAUUCUAUCAGCUUCUGCUUUAUUACAGAACACUUGCAAACCUAAACUCAUCCUGAACAGAUCAGAUCACUCAGAUAACUGAAGGUGUUUGCAUGGCAGAGGGGCUCUGGUCUGGCAGAUCCUGCAUGGGCUCUUCCUGCCCCGUGCUGCAUUCCCUGCCCUGGUCACAAACACUGAGCUCACACCCACUGCUGCAGGGUUUUAGUCUCUUGUUCUUUUUCCAUCCCACUUUGAGUCUUCCCUCUUCCUCCUGAACAUACAGUUAAAUAUUUUCAGCUUUGAGCUGCUUUGUGCUGGUUUUUUGGAUACUGUGAAGGUGAGUAGGUGUCAUUUUAUGCAGUUUUGUGCCAUGUAUUUUAUUUGUAAUUAAUCUCUGUUUGUCAGGUAUUGGUUUGUGGUUCCCAUCAUCAGGCCCAGCUGGCUUUGCUUAGAGCAGGAUCCCAGUUCCUGCAUUUUCUUUCCUAAAAGCCUCAUUUCUUCAUUCUCCAGCUUCCAUUUGGGAUGUAAACCUUGUGAAAUAAAAUGUAAGUUUACAUUUCAAAUACAAGCCUGUAAGUUGCUCAUGCCUGCAUGCUCCUUACAAUACUAUUUUUUUCUGUAUGAGGUUUUAAGAUUUACAGCAGCAUUUGUAAAACUUUAGUGGGUAACAGCCAUUGUUAAAAAAAAUAAGGAAUUAUGCUGAGGGGGGAAAAAACCACAACCCCAAAAAAAUCCAACAAAAAGGUCAAAGGGAUCAUCUCUGCUUCUUAUUCCAGCUGUGCUUGAAAAGAAAUGCCUGCUUGCAUGCAGUGCUGUCAGACAGCCCUGGGACAUGCAGGUAGCUCACCUGACAGCUUCCCUGAUGUUUCAGCACUUCCUUGAGUUAAACCUUGGACUAAACCCCAUGGGAAGCCUAAAACCCAACAAAAUCAACCUCCCCCUCUCCUUUCUAACCUGGGGAAGGUGUGUGCUCCCUUCUCAGCACUUUCCUCUGUAAGUGAAACAGAAGCCCAAAGUGAAAGUGUUGGUGUAUUAUUCCCCCACCUUUUUCUGGAGAAUCUGGGAGCCUCCAGGAUGUGUCCCAGAACUCUCUUGGCAUCUGGAACUCUGCUGCUGUCAUGAACUGCUGGGCUGGUGCAGGUGACCUUCCCUGGGAGGGACAGGGCUGUGCCUGAGAGCUGGGCUGAGGAGGUGGAACUGUUCUGAUAGAACUCCAUCCUUCUUUGGAAUUAACUACACUAUGGAAUGGCUUCCUGCUGUACUCAUGGAGCUACUCCAGAGUGAAUCCAAAUCCCCUGCUGGAGCAGGGAACUUUGGGUUAGGAACACAGAAGUAGGAAAGGUCUUGUUAUUUUAUAAAUUUAUAAUCUGCCUGCUCAGAUGGCUGCUCCUCAUCUGCAAAUGCUGUUUGUGGUGCAAAUGGGCCCCUCAAAGAUAGAAGUGAGCUAAAUGUCAGGCUCAGAGAAUGGCAGAGCCGUGGUGUUGUCAAUGGAUCAGGAAGGUUUAGCUUCCUCCAGAAAAGCCAGGGGGUUUCACACACUGGAAAAUGAGGCUGGAGCAGAAUCCCACUGCAGGGGCUGCUGGGGGUCAGGGGAGCCCUUUGGGAGCUCCCUCUGGGGCAGGAUCAGCACCUCCAUUCCCAUGGAGCUGACAGAACUGGGACACAGCAGCCACCCCCUGAGUGGGAACUGCAUCCAGCUGCUGCUUAGGAGCCCAGCAUGGCCAGCGGCUGGCAGGUGUUCAGUCAGAACUGGGGGCUUAAUACACAUCCCUCCCCCUAAUUCAAUGGGAAGUAAUUCUUUUGCAAGGAAUGUCACACCAGGAUUGCUGCCCACCUUUGGGGUGUUGUGUUCAGGACUUUAAUGCUGCUGCUGCUGGCAUUGAGACUUUUGAUAUCAAAUGGGUUUUUACAAAAGCCUUGGAUACUCAUUUUUACUGUCAGACCAAUGCUCUGACUAUGCUGAUGCUCUGUGGAGUUUCACUGGCAUUUUCCAAGUGUUUGUACAGUUUCUACAGCUGAAUAUCCUGUAUGUUCUGCUUUGUUGUUUUUUAUUAUGGUUUAUACUGCACUGCAGGCAAGGACUGCAUUAAAACCAUUUUUGGCUAAUUCA